Linum trigynum is the source of this 2138-nucleotide messenger RNA. The record is from the annotation of a GenBank genome assembly. NCBI's taxonomy places the organism in Eukaryota, Viridiplantae, Streptophyta, Magnoliopsida, Malpighiales, Linaceae.
GUUUCCUCUCUGCUCGUCUCGAGAAGAAGCCGAAGCCAAACAGCGCCAAAAGCCAAGCUCUCACCGGCGCUCAAUUGAUCUGAACGACCAACUCUAGGCGGUGAGGGGAAGAAUUUCGAUUCCAGUAUCAUUUCGCGAAGAUCUUUCCACAUUCCCGUGCUUCCGCUGUCGAGGUACAUCUGCGAGCAAAUAACCGUCGUUGUUCUAAGCUGUGAUGCGUUGUUCUUGGUUACGUUAUAGAGCGAGGUUUACUUUGUUAGAACGGCGGGCUCCGCUCAUCGGUCUCUGUUGUUUGGACUCAUAAUCCAGUCUGAUCUUGUUUCGAAUUUCCCGCGGUGGAAAUACGUAGUGUGGAGUAGGGUUACGAGUUAUGAAAAAUGAUUCGUAAAAGAUUAUCUCUCGCUUGUUUAUUUGUACAGUGUAUGAUUUUUAUUUUAUUUUAUUAUAGUUACAGUGUAUGAUUGUUGUGUGUGGUUUAUAGUUAAUUCGUUUUGUUUAGGUGAAGUUUCUCUGAAGCUUUGAAGAAAUUUGUUAUGGAGACUGCUUUCUUCAUGCUAGGGUUGAAUUGUAUGAUUGCAAUUGAAAUUCUUAGCUAUCUUUCUAAUUUCAGCAUCUUGUGGUGAUUGAAUGAUUGAUGAAGAUGGAUAAAAAGUGUUUGUGUAACUAGAUUCCUGCCAUUGCCUUAAGGCUAGGUGACCAUUGUGGGUUGGUUUGGUUGUGUAGUUGUUGUGAACUUUGAAAAUCUUCUGGAGAACUUUCUGCUUAUCUUUUUCGAUCAGUUUAAUCUGUCAUUUGCUUGUUAAAGGAUACUGUAGGUUUAAGAAGCAGUCAAAGAAUAGCCUGGCUAUAGCUGGAUAGUGGAUAAGCAUUGGUACAAUCGAAGUUAAAGAUGAUUUCGUCUGUCUUGAAUUGUCCUCCAACUUUCUUAGAUUCAGAACCUUGUGAACUUCCGCAAUUACGCAUUUCCUAUCAGAAGUCCUGCCAAAUUUGCUGGUGGUAGUUAAUUUCUUUUUCUUGUUGUUUGUUCUUGAUUCUCAGUGCUUUGUUUUCUCAAUUGAAGCAAUGAAGCCAGGAACUUCUAGUUUGAACCCGUAUGCAGCCUCAUAUGUACCUCUUUCUAGGAGGGAGGUAGUUGAACAUACUCAGUCUCCAGGGGUAGUUGCAAAACCUUCACAGAGUGGCAAUCGAAAUGUGUGGUAUGGACCUGGCUAUGCUGCUGAGAAUGGACAGCAGGGGAAAGCUUCUCCAAUUACUUCAGCAUCUACAGAGAGCCACUAUGGGCAUGGGUUCUAUGGUUCAUCAUUGCAACUUCAUGAUGGAAGAACCGAUAAACAAAUUAUUGAUGAAGAGUCUGACUUUGAGUUGGAAUUCCUACAGAUGACAUUUCCUGGUGUAUCUACAGAAUCACUUAUGGAUGUGUAUGCAGCUAAUAAUGGAGACUUGGAAAGCACUGUUGACAUGCUUAACCAGCUUGAGAUUGACAUUCCUCUCCCAGAUUCUUUGGAUAUCUGGGAUAUUCCGGAGCCCGUGCCAUCCAUGAAACAGAAGGCUGUCGUAGGUGAAGCCAGUGCCUCUUCAUCUGGUUCCUCAGUCUCAGGCCCCGCAGUCUCAACAAUCUGAUUCAUUUACAAGGGGAAAUUACAAAACAAAUGUUUAAAUUGUUGUUCAACCUUCUGUUUCAUUUCUCCCCAUUUCUGUGGAUAAAGGAGUAGUACAUAGAUAGAGGGGUUAAAGAGGGAAAAGUGCAUAGAAUAUGUUGUGGUACAGACUACAGAGUUUGUUAGGGUGCUUUUCUUUUGCUUGGAUUCACAGGCAUACAAGCUUUCAGUGUUGAAUCUUCAUAGCUGGAAGUUCGUCAUUUUGAGUUCUGCAGUUUUUGGUGUUACUCGGUUUUGCUCCCCAAUAGGAUGUAAAAACCGUGGAGGAUCGAUGGUGGUUUGGUUGUUGUAAGUGCAGCCAUAUUUGGAUUAUACAUAGUCAACUGCUGAAAGAUUUCCCUUGGUAAUUGCGCACACAAUUUGACUCUCAUUUCUGUUGGUUGUAGAUCUCCUAUCUGAGACGAAAUGUCGAAUUUUAGAUUCGAAUUGUAGGGCUUGGUGUUUCGCAUAGGUUGUGAGUAAUAAGCAAGGAUUGAAAUA